Messenger RNA from Penicillium expansum, 1746 nucleotides. RefSeq names its product ankyrin repeat domain-containing protein. The transcript has a single exon. The coding region runs from base 1 to 1746 and encodes 581 amino acids. The record is from RefSeq and is a predicted model, not a curated record. Lineage: Eukaryota; Fungi; Ascomycota; Eurotiomycetes; Eurotiales; Aspergillaceae.
AUGGUCGGUUUCGACGAAGAAAUGCUGGAAUCUUGGGGUCCGGCAGUUUGGGGAGUCAUCUUCGACCGAUUGCAAAGUGGGAAUGUCAAAGGUGGUGUGCUUCAGGUUGCCUGGCCAAGUAAAGUCGACAAGAAAACAGCAGCCCAGCAAAUCCAAUGGGCCACCAAGUUGCCUCUAGCCCAGCUUCCUCAGAAGGCACUCGAGAUUAUAUUUGAUAGAAUGGUUGGUUUCUCAUUGGGAGUUCGAUAUAUGGAGGAAAAGAAGAUCCACGCUAUACAUGGACUCGUAGGAAACAAUGGACCCCUCAAAGCGAGUGUGGAAAAAUGGCUCAGACGUGCUGGUACAGUCGAAAAAUGGAGGGAAUUGAUCCGAUCCUACACAAACUUUGAAGAUGCAAUGGGUCAUUUGUCGGAUUGCACCACGUUCCCAAGAGAAACGGACAACCAUCCAUUCAAGACUCACCCUGCAUACAAUGCGGCAAUACAAUGCUCCUCCUGCUUAGAAUUCCUGGUUAGUUUCGGGAUUGUCACGCCCAAUGGCUAUGACUUAUCAGGAAGAAGUUGGCUUGAGGCAGGAUUGAAUGGUCCCAAUAUGGAUUUGCUCACCUACAUUGUCAGCAAUGCGGAUCCUCAACAUCUGAUCAAACCCAGAGAUAUCAGAGAAACCCGCGAAAACCAUAUUCUUCUUUCACUUGUCGGUGUCGGCGCAUUUUCUCAAUUCGUGAUUGCCCUGAACAGGUUACGCCAGGCAAAACUUGUGCCGAUCGAAGAACUUCGCACAAUCUUCCACGAAGCAGCGAUGCACGAGUUCUGCGCUGUCGCACCCGUCCCCGUGGCGGAAGCACUCUACCAACACGGAAUCAACAUCGGCAACGUCGAGCACCAAUUCCACGAUCUCGGCGGACAGCUAGAAUCCUCCUGGCACAUCGCAGCAGCCUUUAACCCUGCCGGAGCCGACUUCAUGAAGUGGCUCGAUAAAUUCUCCAUGCUCAACGCAGAGGUCCGAAACUCAGAAAACAUGAAUCCACUGAUGUACGCCGCAUGCUUUGACGAGCUAGCCGCAAUUGACUGGCUGUGCCAGAAAUGCGAUCCCAUGCAGCCCAGAUUAGACGGAGGCCCACAGGGGUACGCGUUGAUCUGCGCAGCUCGAAGCUCGUACCUUCACAGCGGCGAGAUAUUCUCCAUCAUCCUCUCACACCUACCAGACGCGCUAUUUGAGAACGAAUACGGCAAGAUCUUCGGCACCGAGAUCGCCGAGGGACUAGCAUCGCACAAGCGCAAGCUCGCCGAUGGCCGAACCACCGACCCUACGCAGAAUGUGAUGGAGCUUCUCGCGGUGCGCAAGAUGCAAGCGCUCGUCCGCCGACUGUCUAAUUUCUGGCCCGGUAGUGAAUGGCACCUGGCACUGGAGGCGUUCAUCCGCGAUAACGAUUUAAGUAUCCUGAGACACAGUAUCGGAACAGGGACGCGGCUGCUUCGGAGCAGCUCGAGGGAUACCUCGCGCACCCGCCGUAGUGCACGCUACCCCCAAAGCCCUCAGUUACGCAGGAAUUCCGAACAAGAUGUGCUGCUGAUGUAUGAUGAUUCUGGCCUGGUGUCUGCUGCUCGCGCGGCCGCUAUUAGGAGGAAUAGGCCAAGUCAUGUUACUGCUCGCAGUGGGGGGAGACAGACCCUUGGUCCUAUCAGGGAUCCUAGUAAUAUGGUCACCAAGUCUGUGCGGAGGGGAGGAUCUAAUCGUCGAAGCUGA